Lucilia sericata (common green bottle fly) is the source of this 5327-nucleotide messenger RNA. RefSeq names its product ATP-dependent DNA helicase Q4 (gene RecQ4). The transcript is spliced from 8 exons. Gene Ontology annotation, biological process: DNA replication; double-strand break repair via homologous recombination. Gene Ontology annotation, cellular component: chromosome; nucleus; cytoplasm. The coding region runs from base 185 to 4978 and encodes 1597 amino acids. NCBI's taxonomy places the organism in Eukaryota, Metazoa, Arthropoda, Insecta, Diptera, Calliphoridae. Gene Ontology annotation, molecular function: four-way junction helicase activity; zinc ion binding; nucleic acid binding. The record is from RefSeq and is a predicted model, not a curated record.
GACAGUUUCACAUGCAAUGCUUCUUUUAUGUUCAAAAAUUUGCGCGGAAUUUUUCACAAACAAAAUACAUAAUUUAUUCAUCACAUACAUUCGUAAUUAAGUUAAUAUUUUAAUAAAAAUAAGAAAAUAUAAAACUUUACAAGUGAUUUACUAUCAUUACUUUAUUUUUAAUUAUAAUUAAGCUAUGGAAGAUCCAGUAUUUAAACAAAAGUAUCAAAAAUAUAAACUUCGUGUGAAAUUAUGGGAAAAAGACUUUAAAAAGAAACAUGGCAGAAUACCUUCCAAAUACGAUAUACGAGAAGCUUCUCAGGAGAUAAGAGACUCGUAUAAAAUGUAUUACAAAUUGAAGACAUCAUUUUUGGAAGAUACUCUGAAUGAUGUUUUGUCUGAUGACGGUUUCGAUGUUUUGGAAAUGUCUCAAAGGGAUGGUGAAAUGGACGUUAGUUUAACGGAAAGCAUUAACGGUGGACCCCAAUUGCCCUUAGACAUAUCAAAAUUGGUAGAACAGCAACAGGACGAAGGUGAUUCCCAGGAGCACUGUAAUGGUUUCUCAAACAUACAAGAGUUACCAAGUGGUUAUGCUCUGACAAACUUGGCAAACAGAAAUGAAAAUCAUGUUUUAAAGGAAUUUGAGCCGGUAGAAGUCCUACCGCUAAACGAUAAAGCCUGGGGCCCAAAUGUUGCCAUGAAACCAGAAAUUAAGGAAAAGAAAGAGCUGCCGCGCAAGAGUCUAAAGCCAAACUUUAAAGAGAAACUAUUUCAGAAUACCUCUUUUUCUAAAAGAAAUCCUCGAAAAUCCUUAUCAAAAUCUGCGCUAGACAAUUCAUUACGUGGUAGUCAGACUAAUUUAAGUGACACUUUGAAUACCAGUAACAAAGAAGUGCUUCCUGAUUUAGAAACGAUAUUGCUACAGAAAGCCAAGGAGCAGCAAGCAGCAGCCAUAAUUGCAGCAAAUCCCCUUUUAGCCGCUGAAAAAACUAAGGAAAACAUAAAAACCCAAGUAGAUGAAGGAUGGCUUGAGCGGAAUGCUGUUCAGAAUGGCAUCAAAACAAAAGUAAACAUAAUGAAAAAUGUGCAAAAAGUGGAGGAGAAUAAUAAUCAAAGCUCUCCAACUCCCAAUAGAAAGUCUAUCUACGGUUUAUCAAAUAUUGAUGUGUCUAAAUUUCAAACAACUCCUGCGGACACACUAACCGUGCCAACACCCACAGAAACUAAUCAAAUAUCGCCAAAUAAUUUCAACUCAAACAUGGAAAUUGAAACUACAGAAACACCAUACUUUCAAGAAAUGCCACUAGACCAAACCAAAAAGACUCAAGCGGAAAAUAACAAAUCUCAUGAUUCUGAUUCCAUAGUAGAUGAUAGCGAGGAAGAGAAAGAACCUCAGGAAUAUCGACAUAUAGUUAAAAGAAGGAGAAUUAUUGCAUCAACAUCGCCCAAGGCUGUUGAGAAAAUAAACAACAGUCAUACAGACAAACCAGACGUGCAACAAGAUGUGGAAAAUUCAGUCCCUGCUGAUGUUGAUUUGGAAAAAGAUUUCUCACCAGAUAGUGAAAAAGAUGAUGAAGAUUAUGUUCAGGAAAAGCCUAAAGUCAGACGGAAGAAAGCUGUAGCCAAAAGGAAAACAUCAGCUAAACCGAAAGCCUCUCCAAAGAGCAAAAAAACAAAAGAAAAAUCUCCGAAAGAGAAAAAGCCUAAGGCAGCUACUAGAACCUCUAAAAAGAAAGCAAUUAAAAGUGAGGAGUUGCCGGAUGAAGAGGAAUUAGAAACGCAACCACUUAAUCCCGAAGAUCUUAAAUACACAUUAGCAUUAGAAAGAGGUGACAUAACCUCUGUACCCCGCAUUAAACAGACUGAUUUAGAUAAGGCCGACAACUUAGCUCAACAGUAUAUAAACACCAUGGCACCAAUGCCAGGUACCACUCCAUCCUCAAGACCUAUACCGGUAACAGCUGCUGAGGAGAAGAGAGCUGCUGCCAGACGUAAGUUGGAGGAAAAGGUUGCCAGUGGUAAACUAAAUGAAAAUUUCGUUACCAUAAAUAUACAAAAGAAAACCUUUGUGCGAGGUAAAAAGUCCGUCAAUUAUUCGAAAUAUAAAAAGAAAUUAUGGAAACACAAAAAACAUAUUGCCGCUUUAUCGGGUCCAAAUAUGGAUAUGGGUGGUUGUGAUGGUGGUACAUUAAAGUGUUUCAACUGUGGUCAAGCUGGUCAUUUUGCUCAGAAUUGCAAAGUAAAGGGGGAUUCUCUCUUACCAUUAACGGCUCAACUGGAAGAAGAUCCCUCCCCAUUUCCAACGCUAGAAGAGGCCGAACGUAUGGCCAGCCAGUCGGCAGUUGCAGUGCACAGUCGAAACAUAGCUAAAUUGCCCCAAGCUGCUAAUGCUGCAAUAUACAAUCAACUGGAACAAAGCAACAGUGAUGAUAACGAGAGUGAUGAGGUGAAGGUCUGCGCUAACAAUAGCGAUACAGAAGGCGGUAGCGACGACGAAGAUCAGCAGAAAGGCGACGAAGAAAUACUAAUGGAAACUGACGAUGAAUUGGAAGACUUUGAUGUCGAUUUGGCAACUUUGGAAAGCCAGAAGACAAUAUCGCCUAUAAAGAAAUAUGUCGGCUCUAAAAUACCGGAUGAAUUCCUCAAGGCAGCUGGCAUUGACCCAACCAAUCCAAACUCAAGCAAUUCUACCCAGUUUGGUGGUGUUGGUCCUCUGUAUGACCUCAAUGCUGAUGGCAGUGUUAAAGAACUAACUGACGAAGUAUUAGAGGCUCUUAAAAUGUUUGGUCAUACCAACUUUCGCAAGGGUCAAGAUCGUGCAGUAAUGCGUAUAUUAUCAGGAAUGUCAACAUUGGUGACUUUAUCCACUGGCAGUGGAAAAUCACUGUGUUAUCAACUGCCAGCAUAUCUAUAUUCCAAACAUAAAAAAUCUAUAACUUUGGUCAUAUCACCAUUGGUAUCCUUGAUGGAAGAUCAAGUAACGGGGGUACCCCAUUUUUUGCGUGCACAUUGCUUGCAUACCAAUCAGACACCUCAGCAAAAGGUUAAAAUUUUGAAAAUGAUUGCAGAUGGGGAAAUUGAUGUUCUGCUCGUGUCACCGGAAGCCGUAGUGGCAGGAGAACGUUCAACAGGAUUCGGUUCUAUAUUGAGACAACUACCUCCCAUUGCAUUCGCCUGUAUAGACGAAGCUCAUUGUGUCUCACAAUGGAGUCACAAUUUUCGUCCCAGUUAUUUAAUGAUUUGCAAAGUGCUCAAGCAAAAUUUAGGUGUAAAAUGUGUGUUGGGGUUAACUGCCACCGCUACGCUUCCCACACGUAUGAGUAUCAUAAAUCAUUUGGGUAUCACUGAUGGUGAGAGGGGUAUAAUUAGUGACAUACCAUUGCCCGAUAAUUUAAUAUUAUCCGUGUCGAAGGAUGAAAAUCGUGAUUCGGCUUUGUUGCAGCUGUUAUUGAGUAAGCGUUUCGAAACAUGUCAAUCCAUUAUAAUCUAUUGUACUCGGCGCGAUGAAUGCGAACGUAUAGCAGGAUAUUUGCGUACUUGCUUGCAGGAUCGAAAAGUACCCGAACCAGAAAAUGGUAAAAAGAAACGUAAACGAGUCAAUUGGCAUGCAGAACCAUAUCACGCUGGCAUGCCGGCUUCAAGAAGACGCACCAUUCAAAAUGCCUUCAUGAGCAACGAACUGCGUAUUGUCGUUGCUACUAUAGCCUUUGGUAUGGGUAUUAACAAGCCCGACAUUCGUGCUGUAAUACAUUACAACAUGCCACGAAAUUUUGAAAGCUAUGUACAAGAAGUGGGUCGUGCUGGUCGCGAUAAUAAAAUCUCACAUUGUCAUCUCUUUUUAGACGCCAAUGGCGGCGAUCAAAACGAGUUGAAGAGACAUAUAUAUGCCAAUUCCUUAGAUCGCCAUGUUAUUCGCAAGUUAUUGCAGCGUAUAUUUGUGCCGUGUUCCUGUGAUAAAAAUCUAAAAGAUGGUGUCCUUAAAUCAUCUUCUACUGGAGAAGAUCAAAAUACGUCCAACCAAGUAGAAGUGGAUGCCUCAGAUUUUGGUGAAGAAGGAAAAUCCAAAGCUAGAAAACAUGUAUGCCCUGGUCAUGAAAUUGGUUUUUCUAUAGAAAAAACAGUGGAGGCUUUAGAUAUACCUGAAGAAAACAUAUCGACACUUUUGUGCUACAUGGAAUUAGACAACCGAUGGUGUAUAAACGUUUUAAGCAAUGCUUAUAUCAAAGCUAAAGUUAUAUCGUAUGGUGGACCAAAGUAUCUUAAACACGCGGCCAAAGAAUGUCCACCAUUAGCCAUGGCUAUUGCAAUGGAAAUAAAGAAUGGUUCGUUUAAGGAAGACGCUAAUAUUAUAGAAUUUUCAGUAGUUGAUGUUGCCGCCGCUAUCGGAUGGAACAGUGGUGUCGUUAAAUAUCAAUUAAAAAACCUGGAAUGGGUGCAAGUUAAUGGUUACUCCAAACGCUCACCAAUAACUGUCAGUUUCUAUGAUUUGGGUUUCCGUAUAAAGGCUCCAGGAGAUUUUACCGCCGAGGAAAUUGAUGAUGCUCUAGAUACACUCUAUAAUCGUUCCGUUAAGCAGGAACAAACUCAGCUAAUACAACUACAAUAUGUUUUUCAAGGUUUAUCCUCUGUGGCAUACAAUUCCUAUGGUCCCUGUUGUAAUGAAACAUUUUCUCAUGAUCGUUCCGAUCAGUUAAAGGGCAUCAUUCGUGAUUAUUUCCGUAAUGAUUAUCCUAAAAACUUGAAAUUGGAAAUAGAUCCCUCCAAUAUUUCCGAUGGAGAACUAGAAUCUGACGUUAUAGCCCUUAUAAAUAUGUAUCCUGAAAAUAAUUUUAGUGGCCGCAACAUUGCUAGAAUCUUUCAUGGUAUUUCAAGUCCCAAUUAUCCAGCCGUGAUGUGGUAUCGCUGCAAAUUCUGGCGUGUUCAUUCGAAAACCGAUUUCAAUCGUAUUGUACAAUUAGCCAAUAAUGUUAUUGUUAGAAGACGUACUUGAAAUUCAUUUGAACUGUGUUUGUAUGUACUGUGUUAUAGUGUUUCGUUUAUUUCUGUUUAAAAUUUUUGUGAAAUGUUCUUAAUAUUUAAAUAUAUAAAAAUUCAUAUUAAGAAAACGUAAAUUUAUUUAAAUAAAAAAGUCGUUAACUAAUAAAAAUUUUACGGUUUUCUUAACAAGAAUUAAAGUAACAUUUUUCGAUUAUUUGCGAAAAUAUUUAUUUAUAUAACAAAUUUUUGUUUUUAGCAAGAUUAUUUAUUAGAAAAAAUAUUUUAUUUUGUGUUUGCAAUUGUUUGUAUCAACAAAAACUAAAGACAACUUAUUAAAUAAAUACAUUCGCUUUUAAAAACAA